AUGGCUUCUCAAAAAGUUGAUAUUUUUGCUGGCUUGGAAUAUAAUUCUUCACGUGCUCAAAAAAAACAAACUAUUAAUGUUUCUCAACAUUCCCAACCUAUUCAAAAUAACCAAUUUUCAAAUACUGAUAUCUUAUUCCAAACACAACCAAAAACUACAACUACUUCUAGUGAUGAUAUCUUCAAUUUGUUAAACUCUCCAACUAAAAAAUCCCCUUCUCCAUCUUCACAGUCUUUUGAUUUUAUUCAACAACCUUCCCCUUCUGGUAAUACCCAAACAAAAAGUCCUUCUUUUGAUUUUGAAAAACAAGCUCCAACUCCUUCAAAAUCUCCUUCAUCUUCUGUAGUAUUUGAUUUCCUUACAAAUACAUCACCUUCAAAUAGUCCUUCUUUUAAUUCUUCUCAAAAACAGUCUUCUUCAACUUCAAAAGUUGAUUCAAAUGACAUAUUUUCUGGUCUUUCUUAUUCCUCAUCAAAGAAACAACACAAUUCAAAUUCUCAAUUACCUUCAAAUACACAUCCAACACCUUCAAAUCCUUCUACAUCAUCUAAUUCUAGUACACCAAUAAAUGGCAGUCUUUUUGAAACUCCUUCUCCAACUACAUCAAAUGACCUUUUUGAUGUGUUAUUAAAAAGUCCUUCUAGUAAAUCACCUGCUCAUGCACCAGAAACGGUAGAUGAAUUACUUACUUCCUCUAACUUAAAUUCAAAUGUUCAUAACCAAAAUGAAGAAUCCACUACACAACCAAUUACCCAAGAAGAAAAGAAAGAUUCUGGAAAUAGUAAUAUAAUGGAUUUCUUUGGAAGUUCUCAACCAACACCAUCUACUCAACAAGAAAAGAAAGGUGAUUUUUUGGAUAAUCUCAUUGGUGGAGAAAAGAAAGAAGAGGAAGAUACAAGCAAAAUCGUUUAUGGCAAACAAGAAAAACUUACUGUUGAUAUGGUUAAUGAAUGGGCUUGUGAAAAAGGAACUAGUCAAAGAAAGAAUAUUCGUUCAUUAUUAAAGAAUUUAGAUGAAAUCUUAUGGAAUGACCAAAAAUGGAGAAAAUUAGGAAUGUCUGACCUGUGUGAUUUUGAGGGUGUACAAAAAUGGUAUAAAAAGGCAGUUAUUUUAAUUCAUCCUGACAAAAAUCAAUUCAGAAGUGCUGACCAAUUAGAAUGUGCUCAAGUUCUUUUUGACCACGUAAGAAUGUCUUAUAACAUUUUUAGAAAGACUGAACGAAAAUAA
This is a messenger RNA of Entamoeba nuttalli P19, 1227 nucleotides long. RefSeq lists its product as hypothetical. Lineage: Eukaryota; Evosea; Mastigamoebida; Endamoebidae. The transcript has a single exon. Bases 1 to 1227 code for a protein of 408 amino acids. The record is from RefSeq and is a predicted model, not a curated record.